AUGUCCGAACUGCGUGGCUCUUCUCCUCUGUCGCGAGGUGCUCUUGACGGUGGCUUUGGAGCACCUUUGGCUGCGUUGAGCUCUUUAGCGGAGGCACCUCCACCAGCGCCCAAUCCUCACGGGAUCGAUCAUAUAUUAUCGAGGCCAACAGUUGGGACAAAUGUUGGUGCUGGCUUGUUGACACCGAGGCUAUCUCUUGCGGCGGCGGCGGCAGGCAUGGCGCAUUACUUGCAGCACAAGCCUCUUUACUGGCCAGGUUUUCAGGGAUUGGUGUCAAAUCCCAUGGCGUGGAGGGAUCGGCUACAGUCAAUGAGCAAUGGGGCACUCAGUGCAUGUGCCGCUCAAGCCGGGGCCAUGGACAAGGACGGAAAAAAGAAACACACACGACCCACCUUCAGCGGGCAGCAGAUCUUCGCGCUGGAGAAGACCUUCGAACAAACGAAAUACCUCGCCGGACCUGAGAGGGCCAAGCUCGCGUACGCGCUCGGCAUGACCGAGUCACAAGUCAAGGCUCAAGCAAGCGAGUUUAUUGGUAGAGGUGAAAUGUAG
Molecule: messenger RNA, 549 nt
Organism: Parnassius apollo (apollo)
Lineage: Eukaryota; Metazoa; Arthropoda; Insecta; Lepidoptera; Papilionidae
Source: the annotation of a GenBank genome assembly